Molecule: messenger RNA, 2723 nt
Organism: Actinia tenebrosa (Australian red waratah sea anemone)
Lineage: Eukaryota; Metazoa; Cnidaria; Anthozoa; Actiniaria; Actiniidae
Biological process (GO): regulation of transcription by RNA polymerase II
Cellular component (GO): nucleus
Molecular function (GO): RNA polymerase II cis-regulatory region sequence-specific DNA binding; DNA-binding transcription factor activity, RNA polymerase II-specific
Source: RefSeq, a predicted model, not a curated record
ACAAGAUUACAAGGUUGUCGUUUUUUCUCGGAAAACAAAAAUUAGCUAAAAUUGUUUGUUAUCGAGUCUACAAGGAACUACAAGUUGAGGAAAUAAUUUCAAACAAUUUUUUAUUGCUAUAUCAAUUGACCGAAUACUUAGACGAAUUCAGUUCUUUUACAGUCGACAGCUAUAAUUUAUUUUCAGUAUCAAGUCAUCAAAAGAAUUUCUAGUUUUGAACGGCAUAGAACUGAAUAUUACAAACUUUUUUUUAUGAUGUGAGUUUAAAAUUUUUCAUUUUACUAAAUUUCGUUGAAGAGUUUUCUAUAGAAUGCUAAAUGGUAGAAAUUAAAUUGUAUCGUUUAUUAGGUAAUAUUAAGCGACUUUUUCGUAGAUAAUUAUAUAAUUAUAGAGUGUUUUGAUGAGCCAUGCACGCCAUUUUCAAUGACGGUUGAGAAUGGUCAGAAAUAAUCAGUCUAAAACCAGUAGAAAAUCUCGUCGCUAAAUGAAUUAGGAGAAGCAGCAGGGAUAAUUAGCCAAAUCUUGCACAAAGUCAUUAGAACUGAGCAGGGGUUGCGUUCCUGUUGAGGCAAGAUCUGGUUAAUAUCGACCUCGUUUAUACGCCAAGCUAUCAUGAGUAAUCAGCUCCAUCUUCGUCGAAUCGAAAAAUCUUGUCGGUACAUCUUCAGCGGUAUUUAUUUUCUUAUUCCACAAGUUUAAGAUGCUUUUAAGGAGUUUAUUGCUUUGUUAGCUAUGAUGGUGAUGUACAUUAGAAGGCUCAGUUCAAUGACCACGCGUCGGCCAGACCAUACAGACACCUGGAUUUACUGAUUUCUUCCUCGUCUCUGAUUGGCUAAUGUUCACCGACCUCGUUCCAGCUGCCGCCUUCAAAUGAUGGCAAAAUGGAUUAUAAAGUAAAGAGUUCUCCCGGUAUUAAGUAUUUAUGAGAAGUAAAGCACUUUCUCUGAAGCGUUUGCUGACUUUUAAGAUACAUUCUUUUAGACAAAGAAUAUAAUUUGAUGAUAAGAUUGAUUGAAGACGUAAGAAACAUUGGAUCAGGCUAUCGAAGAAUUGAGCAAAUUCUGUCGAUAAGUGUUGGCAUUUAUAUGAAUUGUAUUGAGAAAAGGAUACAUGAAUAUCACCUGAUUCUUGAUUAUACCUAAAAAACAAUAUUACACUGUUUUAAUUUCACGUUAUUUACUGCUUUAAUCUAAAUUAACAGCGCCCAAACGGCGUUCAAAAAGUUGCAUGACUUGUCAAGGUACAAAUUGUUUUUCCUCACUCGAAGUAUUUGAGUUAGAUUUUAAGUACAAUAAAGAGACACUGACAUAAUGACACUGCUAACCUUAAUCAAUCCAAGACAUAACAAUUAAGAUAGAUGCGAAAAUUAAAUAUGUCAUUUGCCAAUGAUUAAGUACAAGGCGGGCUAUGACUUCUAAUAAGUACAGCCAACAGCAAUAAUAAGGCUUCACCGACUAUAUAUCCUGCGACAUUCCAACGCACAACGUGAAAAACUUCACUUCCCCUGUUUAGCUGCUUCACAUCUGAAAAGUCUUGCAGAACUCUAGAAUUCGAGGACUUGAAAGUAUAAAGAAGUAUUUUCUUGGCCAUUCGUGUUCUUGAAGCAGUGUUUUCUACAUGGAAGGCUUGCAUAACGGAGUAUCGUGCAAGGAGGAAGGAAAGUCCGCUCGUUCGCCUCGUCGUUCUCCUCCUCCUCUUGUGUCCGUAGAAACAACGACUCGACGAGACUCGUUAGUCGGUUUACAAAGGCUUGUUUACAGCACCCAGGUUUUUUCAACGCAAAUAGGAGAUUCAGACAAAAGAGGUAUUAAAGGUGCGACCGGGAAUGAUGAACUGUUGGACGUUUCGACUAACCAAGAGCAAGUUGAGGACAUGACGUUACCCAAUGAGCCUCAAUCCGAAUCCGUCCAAUUGCAUCGUCGUAUACCUAGUCCCAGGCCCAAGCGCAGCCGUACUUCUUUCACGCCUGCGCAGUUAGAGCGGCUGGAGGACGAGUUUCGUGUUGACAUGUAUGUAGUUGGUCUGAAACGAAUGAAACUAGCUAACGAACUUCAUCUGAGUGAAAGACAGGUCAAAGUUUGGUUUCAGAACAGAAGGAUGAAAUACAAACGAGAAAGAGCCAAACUACGCCUUCCUAUGGAUUCCAAGUGAUGCUUCUGUACAUGUUCCUUUAAAUCUUGAAACUAGUAGACUAAAUGAAAGAUUGACGCUUAUACAAGAAUAAUAUCGAAAAAGAUGGUCAUGAAGCUUUUGCAUUAAAUAUCAAAAACAAUGAAAAUGUCACGAGACGAAUACAAAAAAAAAACAUUUCUUGAAGCGGCAGGAAGGGGUUCAUUUGCAAAUUCGCGAUCUUAACUGAAUUACAAACUAGGUGGUUUGGUGUAAUCUUUCUUUCAUUUUAUUUCAUUCCCUUGAGCAUUAUUCCCUUUUUUCUUACAUAUGUAACAUAGUACAGAAGAACAAUCCAUAUUUCGCCUUUUUCAACUUAAAAGGAAGACUGGUGACGACCUCGUGCUGUAAAGCAUUGUGGAGCAAAGUUUAGAUACGAGAUGAAAAAGCUUCGCCAUCGCCACCAGAAUUUCUUUAAACUUAGAAAAAGCGAAGUGAAGAGUUUCAGCAGCUUUGUAAUUAUGUACAAUAAUCAUGAGACUGUUAAACCUGAGUGGAACAAAUUAUUCAAGUCAUGGUAAUAUUUAUUUGUCAAUAAAAUGUUAUACAGUUCU